Molecule: messenger RNA, 2614 nt
Organism: Manis pentadactyla (Chinese pangolin)
Lineage: Eukaryota; Metazoa; Chordata; Mammalia; Pholidota; Manidae
Gene: PAK1IP1
Product: PAK1 interacting protein 1
Exons: 10
Coding region: 128-1318 (396 amino acids)
Molecular function (GO): protein binding
Source: RefSeq, a predicted model, not a curated record
GGCAGCCCUACGUCCUGACGUACACUUGAGCGCCGACGCAGGAAGGCCCCCCACUUUCCCUUGCGUCCGAUGUCGUCAUCUUCUGUACGCCGAGUCGGACUUGCCGAAGAGGCACGUGCGUGGUUGAAUGGAGCUGGUAGCUGGUUGCUACGAGCAGGUCCUUUUCGGGUUCGCUGUGCGUCCGGAGGCCAAUGCAAGCGGCGACCGCAAGCAGAAAUGGAAUCCUGUGGCCGACUUCACUCACCAUGCCCACACUGCGUCCUUGUCAGCAGUGGCUGUAAACAGUCGUUUUGUAGUCACUGGGAGCAAAGAUGAAACCAUUCACAUUUAUGACAUGAAAAAGAAGAUAGAUCAUGGGGCUCUAGUACAUCACAAUGGCACAAUAACUUGUCUGAAAUUCUUUGGCAACAGGCACUUAAUCAGUGGGGCAGAAGACGGACUUAUUUGUGUCUGGGAUGCAAAGAAAUGGGACUGCCUGAAGUCGAUCAGAGCUCACAAAGGACAUGUGACCUUCCUUUCCAUUCACCCAUCUGGCAAGUUGGCCCUGUCUGUGGGUACAGAUAAGACAUUAAGAACAUGGAAUCUUGUGGAAGGAAGAUCAGCAUUUAUAAAAAAUAUAAAACAAAAUGCUCACAUAGUGGAAUGGUCCCCAAAAGGAGAGAAAUACGUAGUUGUCAUACUGAAUAAAAUAGAUAUAUAUCAGCUGGACACUGCAUCUGUCAGUGGUACCAUCACAAAUGAAAAGAGGGUGUCUUCUGUUACCUUUCUUUCUGAGUCUGUCCUUGCAGUGACUGGAGAUGAAGAAGUUGUAAGGUUUUUUGACUGUGAGUCACUAGUGUGCCUCUGUGAAUUUAAAGCUCAUGAAAACAGGAUAAAAGACAUGUCUAGUUUUGAAAUUCCAGAGCAUCAAGUUAUUGUUACAGCAUCGAGUGAUGGUUUCAUCAAAAUGUGGAAGCUUCAGCAGGAUAAGAAAGUUCCCCCAUCUUUGCUCUGUGAAGUGAACACUAACGCCAGGCUUACCUGUCUUGGAGUGUGGCUAGACAGAGUGACAGACGCAAAAGAAAGCCCUCCUCUGACUACAGAGCCUUCCCUUGUAACUGAAGAAGAACAGUUCAAAACCAACAAAAAGGAAUCUGGCAGUGUAGUGCAGGAAGAAGAAAGGCAGUCCGGACCCAGCGUGAAGAAAGGUGGUUUAGCUGGUGACGGUAGGAAUAAGCCAAUGAAAGGAAAUAGCCUGAUGUCAACCAAGAAGAGGAAGAUGGUAAAAAUGUUGGAAAAGAAAAAGAGAAAAAAGAAGAAAAUGUCAGUGGUGCAGUGAAUCCCAAAUUUCUCAUAAGAGGAAAACUUUUUAGAUGGAAUCAUUCUUCCCAAAUGUACCUAAUUUCUUGUCCUGAGUAAAGCUAAGAAUUUCUUCUUUUGGAGAAUAUGUACAGCUUUAAAAGAGCCACUUUUAGGUGGUUUUUAUUUUAACAGUGGUAAAACUUUUCAGUAGGCAACAGCUUACUAAUUAUAUGUCACAGUGAUGUGUAGUGUUAAAUGUAUAAUAUAUAAUUUUUACUGUUGUGAAAAAGAUCUUUCUCAAUAUGUGAUGGUUAAAAAUAGUACAGAAUCUUAAAUAUAUUCCUUACCAGAGGUGGAUAAAAGAGGUGGGGUUUUUUUUGUUUUUUUUUUGUUUUUUAUAUUUUUCUCCUAAAUGGGGGAAGAAUUAUAAAAACUGCUUUAUUUUGGCUUUUUCAGAUCGUUCUAGUAUUUUAAUGCAGACUUUCUUCAUUUUGAUAGCUAAAGUCUACAAAAAGAUUUUCACACCAGGAAAUAAAGACAAAUGUAAAAAGUAUAGACAUAUAAAAUACGCAUGUAUAGAGCAUAUGCUUAAGUUUACGGCUAUGUAUAAAAAGGUUAUUAGAAAGAUUGCCAUACUUCAUUAAAUUGUGCUUCUUCCAAACUGUGAGUGACAAGGUACUCCAAGAGCAAGAAAAUGAUGUUCAUGUUUUUUUUCCCUCUGUUUCAGACCAUCAAAAAUAAAUCAUUUAAUCUAACAAAGGUAGUCUUAAAUUCAACCUGUUGAUUAUCUUCUCAUUUCUUCUUUUCUCAGUAGAUUACUGGGUAUUUGAAAAGAGACAUCAGUAGGGGAUUCAUAGGUUUGAAAUAGCUGGGCAGAUAUCCAAUCUGAGGCUCCCAUGGGAGUCCCUCCUGUUUAGACAGAAUAAGACAUCUAACGCUUGACAUGAAUUGCCAUUGAUUCAUUUUGUAGAAGGAAAUCAUCUAGGAAAUGAGCCAAGUCGUGUGUCUGACAUUUCAGUCUACCUCUCUGAUAACUUCAGGCUUUAAACAAAGAUGAAUAGAGGUUUGGGUCUUUAAGACCUUUUUUUUUAAAGCAGUUUUAGUUUGUAACAAAAUAGAGAAAAUGGUACAAAUGAUUCCCCACAUACCCUCUGCAUGCGUAAUCUCCCCUAGGAUCAUGGAUGGGAAUGGUUUGUUUUUUUUUUUUCUUACCAAGGAUGAACUAUAUAUUGAUGUAUCAUAAUCACCCAAAAUCUGUAGUUUGCUUAGGGAUCUCUCCUGGCAUACAUUCUGUGGGUUUGGAUAAAUGUAUAAUGUUAUGUAUCCAUUAUUA